Messenger RNA from Syngnathus acus (greater pipefish), 5014 nucleotides. Its product is annotated as microtubule-associated serine/threonine-protein kinase 1-like. Gene Ontology annotation, molecular function: protein serine/threonine kinase activity; ATP binding; protein binding. Gene Ontology annotation, biological process: peptidyl-serine phosphorylation; intracellular signal transduction. NCBI's taxonomy places the organism in Eukaryota, Metazoa, Chordata, Actinopteri, Syngnathiformes, Syngnathidae. The record is from RefSeq and is a predicted model, not a curated record.
AGAGGAGGAGGGGCGAGAGGGAAUCCCAGAAAGGAGUCACAAAAUAUCGCGUUGCCGCUGCUGCUUUAAGCUUUCCCAGUUUUAUUGCAAGUGAAGAUGGACGACUGAAGAGGAAACAGUGUUUUAUCGAGAAGAUUUGUCUUACCAGGUCGCUCUGGUAGGCGACUCUCGGCUGCCCUUCUGCAAGACGUCAAAUAGGCAUUUGGCCCAGCUGGGCUUUCGAAGUCGCAGUUCUCGCGUGGAAAGAAGCUCGCGUUUCCUCUUGGUACUGUUGUGACACAGCAGGACUAGACAGGACCAGGCUCGUGCUCCUAAAUUGGAGUCCCGACUCCCUUAAGAAACGCAGCAAACCUCUGGCGUGGUGUCAAGGAUACUCGGCUGUCAACAGUGAGGUUCUGCUUUUUUUUUUUUUAGUGACGUCGAUUCCGAGCAGACACAAUGGGGCCGCUUGACAUUUGUGUCAUUACGUGCUCCUCCUCGACGUGACACCGGACCCCUCAGCUCAGGACUCUGUUGCAGUGCAGCUCGGAAGGAAUCUGAAGUCCAAACGCAGAUCAGAAAAGAGCUGAUUAUUUGAUUAUCAUAUUGCACUUGUUAAAGCCAUGGAUGACUCGGGCAUAAUACGACGCCGGAGGCUGCAGAAGGAUUUGCCACUGCCUCGCAAAAGCAGCAGUUGUCGAACAAGCAACAGAAAAAGCCUCAUCUUGACCACCACCUCCCCCACUCUGCCUCGGCCACACUCCCCUCUCCCUCUCCCCGGACACCUCGGAAGCAGUCCACUGGACAGCCCGCGAAACUUCUCUCCAAGCACCCCUGCGCACUUCUCCUUCGCCUCCUCCAGAAGGGCUGAUGGACGACGUUGGUCUUUAGCAUCUUUGCCCUCAUCUGGUUAUGGCACCAAUACCCCCAGCUCAACAUCGUCCAGCUCCUCUCACGAGCGGCUGCACCAGCUGCCGUUCCAGCCCACCAUGGAUGAGCUCCACUUCUUAUCCAAGCAUUUUGGCAGCUCGGAGAGCAUCACAGAUGAUGAUGGCGGACGCUCUUCUCCACACAUGCGACCACGCUCUCGCAGUCUCAGCCCAGGACGUUCCUCUUCCUGCUAUGAUAACGAGAUAGUCAUGAUGAACCACGUGUACAAAGAACGCUUUCCAAAGGCUACAGCGCAGAUGGAAGGGAAGCUUGCAGAGUUUAUCCACGCUUACGCUCCUGAAAAUGUUCUCCCAUUGGCCGAUGGAGUCCUCAGCUUCAUCCACCACCAGAUCAUUGAGCUCUCUCGGGAUUGCCUCACCAAAUCCUGCGAGGGACUCAUCACAUCUGUCUACUUUUUCGAGCUGCAGGAAAACCUGGAGAAGCUCCUCAAUGAUGCCUUUGAACGUUCAGAGAGCUCCGAGGUGGCGUUUGUCACAGAGUUGGUGAAAAAGCUUCUCAUCAUCAUAUCCCGACCUGCCAGGCUCUUGGAGUGCCUGGAAUUCAACCCAGAGGAGUUCUAUCAUCUGCUGGAAGCGGCGGAGGAUGUUGCCAAGGAGGGUCACCUGAUGAAAACUGACAUCCCUCGUUAUAUUGUCAGUCAGUUGGGACUCACCAGGGACCCGAUCGAAGAGAUGGUAAACCUUGAUAGUUAUGACAGCGAAGGACCUCUAACACCUGAAACAGAUGACUCAACAGAGGGUAAGAUUAGAGCAAUGAAACCACCAGGUGAAGCAGACUUCCAGACCAUCAAGCUCAUUAGUCAUGGAGCAUAUGGUGCUGUGUAUCUGGUCCGACACCUGGAGACACGCCAGCGUUUUGCAAUGAAGAAAAUUAACAAGCAGAACCUGAUCCUAAGGAACCAGAUCCAACAGGCCUUCGUGGAGAGAGACAUCCUCACAUUUGCCGAGAACCCCUUUGUGGUCUCCAUGUUUUGUUCCUUUGAGACCCGUCGGCACCUCUGCAUGGUCAUGGAGUACGUCGAAGGAGGAGACUGUGCAACUCUGCUGAAGAACAUCGGGGCCCUGCCGGUGGAAAUGGCUCGGAUGUACUUUGCCGAAACCGUCCUUGCGCUUGAAUACUUACACAACUAUGGUAUUGUCCACCGUGACCUCAAGCCUGACAACCUUCUAAUAACAUCAAUGGGCCACAUCAAGCUUACCGACUUUGGCCUGUCUAAAAUGGGUCUAAUGAGUCUGACCACCAACCUGUACGAAGGACACAUCGAAAAGGACACUCGGGAGUUUUUAGAUAAACAGGUGUGUGGAACUCCAGAGUAUAUCGCUCCUGAGGUAAUUCUUCGUCAAGGUUACGGAAAACCCGUGGACUGGUGGGCCAUGGGGAUCAUCUUGUAUGAGUUCUUAGUGGGGUGUGUGGCUUUUUUUGGAGACACUCCAGAGGAGCUGUUUGGACAAGUUAUAACAGAUGACAUCGUAUGGCCUGAAGGAGAUGAGGCACUUCCUGUUGAUGCCCAACAUCUCAUCUCUUCUCUAUUACAGACAAAUCCACUUGUUCGACUAGGAACAGGGGGCGCUUUUGAAGUGAAGCAGCACCCCUUCUUCACAGAGGUGAACUGGAACAGCUUGCUGAGACAAAAGGCCGAGUUCAUCCCUCACCUGGAGUCGGAGGAGGAUACCAGUUAUUUUGACACACGGUCUGAGCGCUACCAUCACGUGCAUUCAUACGAUGAGGAUGAUACCAAUGAUGAUGAGCCUGUGGAGUUACAUCGUUUUUCUUCAUGUUCGCCCCGCUUUAGUAAGGUGUACAGCAGUAUGGAACAUCUGUCCCAGUUGGAGCAUAAAACCCCAAGUGUAACUUUACGGGAGCACAAAGUUCCAAGAGAGGACCGAAUGGCUAAGAGAGAAAGCCUGGGUAGUUUUACGUUCAGGGACAAGAGCUGGAGGACUGGAUCACCUGAGAUGAAACGUUUGUCCUGCUCUGAGUCUUCCUUCAUUGAGAGCGAUUACAGUCCUCCAUCAGGAGCCCGAAGGCGCUUCUCUGCCCUCAUGGAUACCCACCGCUUGGCCUCACCUCUCGAGGUCGAUUCCGAACAAUCCCAAUCUAGGAGCCAGCCUCAAGUGAAGAUCAGGGGCACUUCUCUGGAAGGAGCCAUGGGUGCCAUCUCCUCGCAAAGUGAUCUGAAGACAUUCCUUAAAGAAAGUAAUGGGGUCACAGCUGGAGCAGCUGCUGUUCUGGGGAUUCCAGAGCCCCAAGGAGCCAGGGGGGCCACCACGGAUUUGGUGCUGCGGCGAGUCCGGCACCAGCAGCUCUCAGCGGAAGGAGAAAAACGCAACUCGCGACCAGGAAAUAAAGUGAUCAAAUCUGCAUCUGCCACUGCUUUAUCCGUCAUCAUUCCUGCAGUGGAGCAACAUGGAGCGUCCCCCCUAGCGAGCCCAAUGUCUCCUCGCUCCCUCUCGUCCAACCCCUCCUCUCGGGACUCCUCGCCCAGUCGAGACUACUGUCCAGUGGUAAACGUCCUCCACUCCCCGAUCACCAUCCAUCGCUCCGGGAAGAAGUACGGCUUCACUCUCCGAGCAAUUCGAGUCUACAUAGGAGACAGUGAUGUCUACAGCGUCCACCAUAUGGUCUGGCAUGUGGAGGAUGGCGGUCCCGCCCAAGAAGCUGGACUUAGUGCUGGUGAUCUUAUCACUCACGUAAAUGGAGAGUCAGUUCACGGUCUGGUCCAUACAGAGGUGGUGGAGCUCAUCCUGAAGAGUGGAAACAAGGUGACCGUUACGACCACGCCCUUUGAGAACACAUCUAUAAAAGUUGGACCUGCACGCAAGACCAGCUAUAAAUGCAAAAUGGCACGACGCAGCAAAAGGCCAGGAGCCAAAGAGGGGCAAGAUAAGAAGCGUAGCUCCUUGUUCAGAAAAAUCACCAAGCAAUCCAAUUUGCUCCACACGAGUCGGAGCCUCUCAUCUUUGAAUCGCUCGCUAUCAUCUGGAGACAGUCUACCCGGAUCUCCCACCCACAGCUUCUGUGCCCGCUCACCCACUCAGAGUUAUCGAUCCACUUUGGAAUCUCCACACAUGGGCACGACCUCCCAAAGCAGCUCCCCAGCAUCAAGCACCCCCAACUCCCCAGCCACAUCACACCACAUGAGGCCCAGCUCCCUUCAUGGCUUAUCGCCCAAACUUCACCGCCAGUACCGCUCUGCUCGCUGCAAAUCGGCUGGCAAUCCCUUAUCGCCUUUGGCCCACACCCCUCCCCUACCACAUUCUUCUCCUCCGCCUCUCAGCGGCCACACGGUAGGCAGCUCCAACACCACGCAGAUAUUCCCCGUCAAGCUACACUCAUCGCCUCCCGUCGCCCGUCCUCGUCCCAAAAAGGCAGCAGAGCCGCCCAGAUCCCCCCUUCUGCAACGAGUGCAAUCAGCAGAGAAGCUCGGAGGACCUGUUCUGCCUUCCUCCUCCUCCUCAUCGUCGUCGCCUUCUCCUCUGACGGGAGGGGUGAGUCUGCGCAAGCAUAGUCUGGAAGUCACACAUGGGGACUACAGGAGAGAGUCCUUCCACUGCGAGCAUAGCCUACAGAGUCUGCUUGAAAUGGAGGGAGAGAAUGGACCUGCUCCACCUUCUCCCUCCUCCUCUUCCUCCCCUUUCUCACCACUGGGAGGGGAAAUCAUUAGUUUGAAACCUGUUAGAAGGUUGGGAAGGCAGGAAUCACCACUUAGCCGUGAUACAAUGUUAGCAGAAACGGAGAAAAACAUUACUGGGUCCAAAACUGACACCAAAACGAUAAAAAAGUGAAUCCACCGCUGACCCAAAUAAAACAUUAUCCACCUCUGUGGCUCCACAGAGUUCCGCUGUAAUUCAGACCACAUCUUCUCCAGCGGUAGCCCCGCCCACCAAGCCGAAACAGGGGCUCAAACCUCAAAAUGCAAUGACUAGUGAGGCGACUGUUUCCAAAAGCAAACCUUGUGAGAAAGUCUCCACUCCAGGGACAACUAAGUGCCUCCAACCGCAAGAGAGAAAAGCCAAGGAUGCUCACAUCGAAAGUGUCUCUUCAACUAAAGCUUUAGGGAAUGCCGAAGACAAAGCCAACACAC